AUAUUUUGCGCGCGUGCGUGUAUGUAUAUUGUGCACGGGAGUGCGUAUGGUAGGGAAAGUAGGAAGAGGGUUUUCGAAGCGGGACACUCGAAGCGACGUCAAUCGUUUGGCGGAUUAGCAAAAUUCCGAGCGCACUUCGCGAGUGUUCGAUACUCCUUAUCGAGCGUGGCUAGGAUAUUCGGUCUGAUUAUGAGUUCUUGGAUGAACUGUCCGUCUUCGUUGCUGCUGUUGCUGCUAGGCUUGAGCCUGCACAGCGCGUGCAUCACGCGAGCGAACGUUGCCGAUCAGCAGCACGGUGGCCAAGAGGGUGGUCCGUCACACGAGUCCACCUUAGUGGUGGAGACUACUAGCGGGCUGAUGCGCGGUUUCUCUCGCACGGUGCUCGAUCGUGAGGUCCACGUGUUUUACGGAGUGCCGUUUGCAAAGCCUCCGGUCGGACCUUUGCGAUUUCGUAAGCCACUACCGAUCGAGCCAUGGCACGGGAUUCUGAACGCUACCACCUUGCCCAACAGCUGCUACCAGGAGCGCUACGAGUACUUUCCCGGUUUCGAAGGUGAGGAGAUGUGGAAUCCAAACACCAACAUCUCCGAAGAUUGUCUCUACCUGAACAUCUGGGCGCCGCAGAAGCUGCGUCUACGUCACAAAGAAUCGCCAGACAACGUCGGCAACAACGGAAUGGCGAUAUUGGUGUGGGUCUACGGUGGUGGCUUCAUGAGCGGCACUGCCACCCUGGACGUCUACGACGCCGACAUUAUGGCGGCGGCCAGUAAUGCGAUCAUCGCCUCGAUACAGUAUCGUGUCGGAGCUUUCGGCUUUCUGUACCUCAAGCAGCACUUUAUCAAUAGCGAAGAGGCGCCGGGUAAUAUGGGUCUCUGGGACCAGGCCUUGGCUCUCAAGUGGCUCCGUGAAAACGCGCGCGUCUUCGGCGGCGAUCCCGACUUGAUCACGAUUUUCGGCGAGUCCGCGGGUGGUAGUUCGGUAUCCCUGCAUCUCAUCUCGCCGGUCACGCAAGGUCUAGUGCGUCGGGGUAUCCUUCAGAGUGGCACCCUCAACGCCCCGUGGAGUUACAUGACCGGCGAGAAAGCGAACGAGGUGGCUCGAGUGCUGGUGGAUGAUUGCGGAUGCAAUUCGACAAUGCUGCAAGAAAACCCGGCACGAGUUAUGGCUUGCAUGAGGUCGGUGGACGCGAAAACUCUUUCAGUGCAGCAGUGGAACAGUUAUUGGGGCAUCCUCGGCUUCCCGUCGGCGCCUACCAUCGACGGGGUCUUCCUGCCUAAGGAUCCAUUGGACUUGGUCAGAGAGGCGGAUUUUAAAGACACCGAGAUCCUGAUUGGAAAUAACGAGAAUGAAGGUAGGAACACUGGCGGUGCGAGAGUGUUGUUUCACGGGUUUCACGAAUUACUGCAGCCGACACUGUUUACGGUCGGCUGUGCUGUGCCAACGGCAUUAAGCCAAGCUGUAUGCCCGGCUGUUUGUAAAUGA
Molecule: messenger RNA, 1482 nt
Organism: Wasmannia auropunctata (little fire ant)
Lineage: Eukaryota; Metazoa; Arthropoda; Insecta; Hymenoptera; Formicidae
Product: acetylcholinesterase-like
Exons: 2
Coding region: 22-1482 (486 amino acids)
Biological process (GO): acetylcholine catabolic process in synaptic cleft; choline metabolic process
Cellular component (GO): plasma membrane
Molecular function (GO): acetylcholinesterase activity
Source: RefSeq, a predicted model, not a curated record